Molecule: messenger RNA, 369 nt
Organism: Pelobates cultripes (western spadefoot toad)
Lineage: Eukaryota; Metazoa; Chordata; Amphibia; Anura; Pelobatidae
Source: the annotation of a GenBank genome assembly
AUGCCUCGUAUACCUGGAAGACUUGCUGAUUCUUUACGAAUCCAGGCUACGUUUGCAGACAAAUUUGUCGUUCACUUUCGGGACUCCAUGGGUUUUUGUUGUACACAGACAAAGAUCGCUUCUCCAUCUGAAUCGGGCCAGUUCCUCGGUUUCGACAUCGGCUUGGAGAACUACGUUCCGCGUCCGUCUACGGCAAAGAGCGCCUCUAUAAGGAUAGCUGUCGGAUUGUGGGAUUCCUCUCCUCCUCUCCUCCUCCAUACAAGCGUUAUUCCCUGGCCCACUACGACUGAUGGUGAGAUACGUACGCACCGGUCACUCAUACGACCACUGGAUCCCACUGUCAGCGGAAGUGAGGAUGGAAUUUCGAUG